Molecule: messenger RNA, 1704 nt
Organism: Musa acuminata subsp. malaccensis (wild Malaysian banana)
Lineage: Eukaryota; Viridiplantae; Streptophyta; Magnoliopsida; Zingiberales; Musaceae
Product: hydroxymethylglutaryl-CoA synthase
Biological process (GO): acetyl-CoA metabolic process
Molecular function (GO): hydroxymethylglutaryl-CoA synthase activity
Source: RefSeq, a predicted model, not a curated record
CGCAUAUAUCUUUCGGCUCUGCAGGCGCUUCGCUUCGAAGAGGCGUUUGCGUUGGCCGAGAGAGGGAGGAAGAAGGAAAAGGAAUACUUGGUAUUUGUGGGGAUGGAUUCUGGAAAGGUGAAGGAUGUGGGGAUUCUUGCGAUGGACAUUUACUUCCCUUCGACUUGCGUCCAACAGGAAGCACUGGAGGCUCAUGAUGGGGCGAGUAAGGGGAAAUACACAAUAGGUCUCGGCCAAGAAUGUAUGGCCUUCUGCACAGAAGUGGAAGAUGUGAUCUCCAUGAGCUUGACAGUCGUUACUUCUCUCUUAGAGAAAUAUCAGGUUGACCCAAAGCAAAUUGGCCGUCUGGAAGUUGGUAGUGAGACAGUGAUAGACAAGAGCAAGUCAAUCAAGACCUGGAUAAUGCAAAUAUUUGAGGAAUCUGGUAAUACUGAUGUUGAAGGAGUUGACUCAACGAAUGCAUGCUAUGGUGGAACAGCUGCUUUGUUCAACUGCGUGAACUGGGUAGAAAGUAGCUCAUGGGAUGGGCGCUAUGGCCUGGUUGUUUGUACGGAUAGUGCGGUUUAUGCAGAAGGGCCAGCUCGUCCUACUGGGGGUGCUGCUGCUAUUGCAAUGCUGAUUGGACCAAAUGCUCCAAUUUCUUUUGAAAGUAAAUUCAGGGGAACUCAUAUGACUCAUGUUUAUGAUUUUUAUAAGCCAAAUCUCGCAAGUGAAUACCCGGUUGUUGAUGGAAAGCUAUCACAGACAUGCUACCUCAUGGCUCUUGAUUCUUGUUAUAAACGUUUUUGCAGCAAGUUUGAAAAGUUUGAGGGAAAGCAAUUCUCAAUUUCUGAUGCGGAUUAUUUUGUUUUCCAUUCUCCCUAUAACAAGCUUGUGCAGAAAAGUUUUGCUCGUCUCUACUUUAACGACUACUUGCGCAAUUCAAGUGUUGUCGAGAAGGAUGCAAGGGAAAAGCUGGAGCAGUUCUCUAAUCUGACUGGUGAUGAAAGCUAUCAAAGUCGUGAGCUUGAAAAGGUUUCUCAGCAAGUUUCAAAGCCUUUAUAUGAUGCGAAAAUUCAACCAUCUACUUUGCUGCCAAAACAAAUUGGGAAUAUGUACACUGCAUCUAUUUAUGCUGCAUUUGCAUCUGUUAUCCACAACAAAUAUAGUACUCUGAUGGGCCAACGGAUUGUAAUGUUCUCAUAUGGCAGUGGCCUAUCUUCCACAAUGUUCUCCUUCAAGCUUCAGGAUGGUCAACAUCCAUUUAACAUAUCAAACAUUGCUACCGUUCUUAACGUAUCAGAAAAGCUCGAGAAGAGACAUGUGAUUCCACCAGAAAAUUUUGUGGAGACAUUGAAGCUGAUGGAGCAUAGAUAUGGAGCCAAGGAUUUCGAAACAAGCAAAGAUACAAGCUUACUGUCUCCGGGAACCUUCUAUCUCGUGAAUGUGGAUUCCAUGUACCGGAGGUAUUACGCCAAGAAGGGCACAGAGGAAGCUACGAGUGCCAAAAGUUUCAGCGUCAAGAACGGCUCUUUGGCCAAUGGCCACUGAUGGCGUGCUUCCAAAUUGGGGAGGCUGGUGAGGAGCCUGCCAAUGUCGUUCCUUGUUGGUUCUUCUGAUGCUCAUGUCAUUAUUGUGCUAAUCACUCGAUGAAUCUGAAUUAUCUAGUGAAUAAUUUGGUUGAGCUAUUUAUUUCUAGCCAUUAUAUUUGGUUUAUUCGGACAA